ACAGUACACGUUGGUAUGUUACUAUGGCGAUAACAUACUCUGAAAUCAAUGAAUAAUGAUACUUAGCAUUUUAUUAUUCAGUAUUUGUAAAGUUUCAAAACAGUAAUCUAUUGGUGUAAAAUAUCAAGAUUAGUGUAACGACAUGUGGGGAUAUAGUCCUGCGUUAGACAUACAACUUGAAGUUAAUAAAAGUGCAACUAAUUGCCUAGGUGAAUGUCUCGAGGUAUUAAUUGUAGGUGCUGGCGAUGCAAGACAUAUCGUGAAGACGUUAGCAUCAUCUUAUUUGUACCGCGAUCGAAUUAUUACGUAUCAUGUAAUCGAAUCAACAUUGGAACAAGUUGCUAGAUCUAUGCUUUUACUAAGUACUUGUUUAGAAAAGGACUUAGGUUUGCAAGAAGCAACUCGAUAUUAUUUGGAAAUAUAUGGGAAUACGCUGGUAAGACCAGCAACAGCCAAGUAUUUGGUAAAACAUUCUGAUCGAUUGAUGGACAUUCCAACAAAUACAAUUGAUUGUACUUGGUUAAGUUUAGAAAACUUCAAGCGCAGAGAUAAAGAUCGAUUAGAAGGAAUUUUUAAAUUUUGGGAGCGUGCAACACGCGAGAAUAUUCCCGUUGUGGAGUACUGGGAUCAAAGAGUUAGAAAAUCAUUGAAAACAAGAUACGAUUAUCGCGAUGGUGUUUUUGACUGGGAUUAUCAUAUGGUUUUGAAGUCUAGAGAUGUCUCGAAUUUAACUGUACAAGAAUAUAGAUUUUGGAGGAACAAUGGAAUUGCAUUCACUUGGUUAGAGGGUGAACCUGCUAGAAGCAAUCCAACAUUAGUGAGUAAUAUUAUACAGCAUGGACCUGGAUUUAUACACUAUGCUUACUUGGGGGACAUUACUAAUGGUCCUUUUUUCACAUGGGGUUCAGAAGAAGUAAAGAUUAAUCAAAAUAAAUACAGAGCAACAGACAUUGCUGAGAGGGAAAUAAUGCGUUCCAUACAUGAAAUUAGAACAAAAGAACCAUUGUGCGAUGAACUUAUAGCAUCCCACAGAGAUUCCUCCAUCUUAAAUGGUACUUUAAUGAUUGAAAUGCCAAGUAAUGCAAUGGAACAAGAAUCAUGGAAAAGGGAAAGAAAUAAAUAUAGGAAAGAUGAUAUACCCUGGAUAGAUAUAAAAAAUCAAAAGGUCAUUUUUCAUCCUGUGACUUCAUUGGAGACACUCAAAUGUAAAACAGAAUAUACCAGCAAAUUCGACUUUAUGUGGAUUGCUCAUAAUAUGACGAAACAGUUGCCUAAUCUUAUUCCAUUAGUCAAGAAAGGAGCAAUUGUGCUGGUUGAAUUACGAAAAUAUUUAGUAGAGCUGCGAGAGGAAGACUUAGAAAACUUUGUAAAAGAAUUGAGGGAUAUUGGACGAAAAAAUGGACUGCGUGAAAUUAGCGAUAUAAAUGCUAAAAAGCAUUAUAUUGCUAAAUUUUACAAAUGUUAAAUGAUCACGAAUUAAUAAUAAACUUUCCGCCUUCUUCAUUUCAAAUUUACCCCUCAUCAUGUUAUGUUGUAUAGAUUAUAAACAUGUACGUAACGAUAAUUUUUCACAAUGAAGUUUUUACUAUAUGCUUUAUAAAUUUAAAUGAUAUUACCAUUGUAUAUAAAAUGAAUAUAUACAAUGCGAAAGCAUAACGUAAUAUUUCGCUUAACUGCCCAACUAUAUGAAUUUAUGUAAUAAAUCAAUUCGUCUGAAACGUGAAUAAAUCAAAUAUUAUGAACGUUUUUAUAAUAAAAUCUUUGCAUACUAAUAAAUAUUGUUGAAAUGCCUGAUAAAAAGAAAAUCACCAAAUACCAUUACACAUAGUGAAAAAUCAAACUUUAAGCAUGGUUAUGAGAAUCACCCAAAAUCGCGGGAAACGCGUCCUGUUUCUGCUUGAUGGCCCGUGGGGUUGAGUUACAAGUUUGUAAUACUAACAAAUAAACUAGUUUAUACGAUAUUAUAUUUAUUGUCAUAAUGAUAUCCACAAAGUACGUGUCGAUUUUUGUAUGCUAAACGGCAGUGCGUGUCAAUAUUCUGUGAAAUAAAGUAACCCUUGAAAAUCGGC
Molecule: messenger RNA, 2069 nt
Organism: Hylaeus volcanicus
Lineage: Eukaryota; Metazoa; Arthropoda; Insecta; Hymenoptera; Colletidae
Gene: Dnaaf3
Product: dynein axonemal assembly factor 3
Exons: 6
Coding region: 143-1465 (440 amino acids)
Biological process (GO): motile cilium assembly; axonemal dynein complex assembly
Source: RefSeq, a predicted model, not a curated record